Molecule: messenger RNA, 839 nt
Organism: Bombus pyrosoma
Lineage: Eukaryota; Metazoa; Arthropoda; Insecta; Hymenoptera; Apidae
Exons: 4
Coding region: 394-642 (82 amino acids)
Source: RefSeq, a predicted model, not a curated record
UUUAACAGUUACUUAUUGAAUCUCAUUUGUACUCUUUGUUGGCUUAGUAUUUUACAAAGAAUACAUUAAAGAAUUACUGUUUAUUAGUGCAAUUUGUUCAAUUGUACGAAAAUAGAUCGAUUUCAUGCAAUAAUAUUGCGACAAUCGAGAUUAUGGCGCACUCUAGCAGAAUUCUUGUAGAAUACGAUUGCUUUGUCAAGCAAUUUCAAAGGAUUGAAAUGAGCAAACAAACGAAAGAAAAUACGUAUACACUCAAAUGUAAUUAGAAACAGUGAUGACUGGUUUCUAAUAUACUAUUAAAAACUAAUUAUAUCAAAAUGAUGUAAUCAUUUUUAUCGUUUAAUUUAGUCUAUUUAAAAAUAAUAUAUCUCGAAUAAAUUAAAAAGCAAAAUUAUGUAUAGUAGAAGAAAAACUACCCAGAGAAAUGAAAGACGAGGUCGAGCUUCGAAGUCUUCAAUUUCACCGGUACAGCAAAAAAGAUUUAAGGCAAAAACUUCAUCAUCCCAAUUAUGGACAAAUAACAAUAAUCAAUCCUUUGCUUUUCAAUCUGCUGCUAGUACAGCAGCUGAAGUUGCAUCUAGCUCUGUUAUGGUAAGUACUAAUAUUAUUGCUUGCUCUUUUCCUUUAGAAAUUAAUGAUUAAUUACUUCAAAUUAAAUUAAUGAUUCAUACAAGGGUCAAGCAGUCGAAAGCGCACUUGCUAGCAAUGUAGGACACGAAUCUCCUGCUAAAACCGACCUUAACAAUAAUUCUACAAACACGCAAGAAUUAUGUAUUUCCGAAAUACGAGAAUUCUUCGAAUGCGCUUCAAGAAGUGACAGUCUGGAUACAUGCAAAGCU